Molecule: messenger RNA, 2947 nt
Organism: Ciona intestinalis (vase tunicate)
Lineage: Eukaryota; Metazoa; Chordata; Ascidiacea; Phlebobranchia; Cionidae
Source: RefSeq, a predicted model, not a curated record
UAUUUCUAACUUCGUAUAGAUCAGCCCGUGGUCCACGCAUCCGGAUCUUAGCAACAAAAACAGGUUUGCUUAUUUCUUCCGCACUGUGCCGAACGACGCCAUACAGGCCGAAGCAAUGGUCGAUCUUGUAGCAGAAAGAAAGUGGAAUUACAUGUCUGUAGUAUAUGAGGACGACUUGUACGGUAUACGAGGAAAUCGAGAGGUUGACAUCGCUGCGAAGAAACGAGGUAUUUGUAUCGCAGUAUCAAGAGCAUUACCUCGAAACCCAACUACGGGAGAUUACAAGAAAAUAGUUAACGAUCUUAUUAACGUAAACAAGGCUAAAGCUGUAAUCUUGUUCACGAAACUCAACGAUGCAGAAGGCAUUAUAAAAGCUGCAGACGAAAACCCGCAGUCACGUGGUCGGUUCUUAUUUAUUGGUUCAGAUGGCUGGGCGGGACAAGUCCCAAGUCAGAGGUUCAAAUUUACUUAUAUAGCAUCAUUAAACCAAUCACUGACUUUUCAACCAAAACGAAACAUAAUUACGAAUCUACGUCCGUAUAUGACGAACCUAACACUUGCAAAUCAUCUUAACGCGAACAAAACUCCCAGUACACGGAAUCCAUGGUUCGCAGAGUAUCUAGCUUCUAAACUGAAGUGUCAGCUUCCAGGUUCGAUAGUCAACUCAACAGUUCGAAUGUGCACGGUCAACGACAAGUUAGACCCGGCAACGUACACCACACUAGCUAAAAUGCAGAGUGUUGCAGACGCUGUAUUAGCAUUAGCGCAUUCGCUCGAUAACUAUCUUCGUGAUGCGUGUAAAGGCUUACCAGGGUUGUGUGCAAGCGUGAGGAAAAAUGGAACUAAAUUACCUCAAAACGUUUACCCUUAUAUAAAGAAUGUCACACUUAAUGGCAUAAAUAACAACACAUUUCGCUUUGAUGCAAACCAGGACGGUGCAGCAAUCUACGAUAUUGCGUCAUUUUUGGGAGAACAAAAAUGGAAGAACGUUGGAAUAUAUCAAAACAAAAGAAUUUCGUGGUAUGGGAGAUAUAACGAUACGAUUGACGUCACUUCCGUGUGCAGCCAACCGUGCAAGAUCGGGGAAGCGAGAAAAAUUGAAUCUUCGGUUUGUUGUUGGCAAUGUCAGGCUUGCUUUCCUGGUCAAUACGUGAGUUCUAAUGGAACAGAAUGUAUGAGUUGUCCUAUUGGGCAAAAACCGAGCGCUAACAAAGAUGCAUGCGUUCCAUUGGCUAUACGUGUGCUACAAUAUGACACACCGUAUGCAAUCGCAUCUUUAAUCGUAGCGGGGUUGGGUAUCCUGAUGACGAUAAUGGUUGCUACCGUUUAUUACACACGACGGGAUACACCGAUCGUAAAAGCAUCGGGCAAAGAGUUAUGUUCGUUUAUUCUCCUCGGAUCUCUCAUGUCGUUUGCAAAUGCUUUUGUUCUGUGCUACCCUCCCUCAGAUACAACUUGUAUAAUUGCAAGGUUAUUUUUAUGCUUUGGUCCUACCAUCAUUUACUCUGGCUUGCUAACGAAGACGAUACGAGUUGUGAUUAUAUUUCAAUCCAAGAAAGUUCUCCCGCCAGAGGUCAAAAUGUUCCUUCGACCUACAUACCAAAUCAUAACAAUGUUCGCAUUUACAUUGCUGCAAGUUCUGGCGGUGGGAGUUUGGUUUGGGGUGAGGCAAACCCCAGCAGAAGUAAUUUUUCCUUCGUCUUCAGUCGCGUUUAGAAGUUGUAAGGAUUUAGAAGAUGUUUCUGUUUUAGCUGGGCUCGUGGUCCCAGCACUACUUAUGCUUGCGUGUACUGUGUUGGCAACAGUUAAUAGGAAUGUACCGACCGGGUUUAAUGAGACUCAAUAUAUUGGUUUUACAAUGUACGCUUCCUGUGUAAUAUGGCUUGCAUUUUUACCAAUAUAUAUCACCAACACUUACAACUUUGGAAUCAAGAUCGCUUCACUUUCCAUCUGCCUCAGUCUCAGUGCAAUCACCGUUCUAGUUUGCUUGUUCGGUUUCCGAUGUUACGUCAUUUUAUUUCAACCCGAACUAAAUACACCCAAGACUGUAAUGUCUUCAACAGCAAGGCCAUCAAGCAUACAACAGUUGCCUUCUAACACCGAUGCGAACAAAACUCCUAACAACCUGACAACGGCGAACCAUCAGCCACAAAGUCAAAACUCUGUCUAUAACCGAGCCCCUCCCAGCACCUCGUCUUUCCAGAUGACACCAAUUGAAAACGCCAAGUUGUAAACAAGGUCUAUACGUACCACCCCAUGUACUUCUAUGCCGAUGAGAUUAUAAGACAACGCUCGUGAACGAAUGAACGUCACUUGAUAUUGAAAUUAAACAUAUAUAUCACUGUAAUAGAGGGAGAAUUUCAUACGAGUUAGACCGUAUAGGGAUUGGCUGACAAUUUAAACAACCUAUUAGUGACCAUUGGAUUGAAUUAAUUAACUCGUGUCUUGCGCAAAUACAUAUAUGCUGCCCAGAAUAGCAGCAUCGAGCCUUGAAUUGAAACUGUUGGCUAGAGGCAUACCAGUAACUAUUGUGCCACGGUACCGAAAUGAACCAACUUUGGUCCAAAUUCCAGGUUCCAUGGCAUGUCUAUAGCGUUAGGAUCACGUAUGUAAAAAUAAUUUUACUAUUAUUGAAUGUUAAACUUUAACAAACGGUGUCAAAGGUAAAGUUUUGUAUAAAGAGGCCUGUGUACAUGAUUAUUUUUGCUUUUAUUUUUUUCAUAUUUUAGUCUUCUCGUUGGAAUAUAUUCAAAGUAUGGUGGGGGAAGAUGGGACACAUUUUCACUAUGUUUUCUUUUUCCCUUUUGGUAGAAAACAAAACGCGAUCAGGAUAUCUGGAUAUUUUGUGCUAAAGAUGUCCCAUCUCUCCCCACAGUAUCAUAUAUGGAACAAAUAAGCUCUUUUUUUAAUAUUGUGACGCAAUGAGUAAAAUUAUCGUCGAACAAUG